AUGAAAUAUGUUCCUCCUCAUUUAAGAGUUCACAAUGAUGAGAAACCUGAGGCGCCUGUUGAAAAUGUUGUAGAAGAUUUGAAAGAAAAAGUUGUAGAACUAAAAAAAGAAGAAAAGGAAAUCGAUACAGAUAGUAGCACUGAAGGAGACGAGUUUGAUAUUGUUUUAAAUAGUGUUGUGAUUAGUCAAAUAUCUAAAAAUAAAGACUUAGGUGGGGAAUUGUUAGGUUACUAUAUAAAAAAUAAUGAUGAUAAAAAGAAGAAGAAGAAGAAGAAAAAAAAAAAAUCCAAAAACAAUAAUAAUGAUGAUAAUGAAAAGAAUGGUAAUCAAGAUGUAAAAGAUGAAGAAGAUGGUGAUGAUGAAGAAGAUGAAGAUGAUGAUGACGAUGAUGAAGAUGAUGAUGAUGAAGAAGAUGACGAUGAUGAAGAUGAUGAUGAUGAUGAAGAAGAUGAUGAUGAAGAAGAUGAUGAAAAUGAUAAUGAGAAGAAGAAUAAGAAAAAAAACAAAAAGAAUAAGAAAAAGAAUAAAAAAAAAGAUAAUAAAAAACCUAAUGUUGUAGAUAUUAAUCAAUCAUUUUGUGUUAGUAAUAUUGAAGAUAUAUGUAUUGAUAAAAUUAUGAAAUUAACAAAUAAAUAUGAAUUACCAAAACAAAGAUAUAAUGAAUUAUUAAAUAAUUUAACAUUAUAUUUUAAUAAAAAUAAAUAUGAAGAAGAAGGAGAAAAAUAUAUUAAUGAAGUUAUUAAUUAUUAUGAAGAUUAUGUAAAUAUAAUGUCUGAACUUAAUUUUGAAACAACCACUUUUGGAUUUUAUAUAAAUAUUAAUGAUAUAAGAAAAAAAGAAGUAUUAGUUACUCUAUUAUUAUGUUCUCUAAUUAAUAAGAACUCAUUUGUUUUAUGUUUCUCAGAGAAAUAUGGAAAAUUAAUUUUUUCAGCAUAUAAAAUUGAUGUCGAUGUUAUAUUUGAAAUUAAAAAUCAAAUAAAAAAUUCAACAUUUAAUCAGUUUAAUGAUAUAUUGAAUGUAGAAUUAAAAAAAAAUGGACUUAAUAGUAAAAACAUCUUACAACCUGUUCCCAUUGUUAUUAAAAAUUCUGUUAUUAGUUCUAUCUUUUUGAAAGUUCUUAAAAAUAAAAAUAAAAAUUAUAUCUCCUCUCUAGAUUAUUUGAAUACAUUAGAAGUUGAUUCCUUAGAAAACCAUGUUCAUGAAACCUGUAAAUCACUUGAACUUUUAAAAACAGAACAAGAAAAAUUAAUUAAAUAUAAAAAAGAUGUUUUCAAACAAUUACAAACACAAAAAGUAUACCAAGAAAAAAAAAAACUUGAAAAAGAAAAAAAUAAAAUUGUACAUGAUAAUCCAGAUACAAAUGAUGAAGAUAUCAAUAUGCAAAAUCUAUUUAAAAAUAUUCCACAACCAUCCUUAUUAUUCCCUUAUGUCUUAACAAUGAGCAAUAACGUACUUAACGAUAAUAUUAACAAUUUGUGUAGUCAUGCUAUAGCCAAAUCUUAUUUGUACUAUAAAAAUGCAAAACCAUAA
Plasmodium falciparum 3D7 is the source of this 1530-nucleotide messenger RNA. It is a transcript of the gene EIF3H, whose product is annotated as putative eukaryotic translation initiation factor 3 subunit H. The record is from RefSeq and is a predicted model, not a curated record. NCBI's taxonomy places the organism in Eukaryota, Apicomplexa, Aconoidasida, Haemosporida, Plasmodiidae.